AUGGAGGUAGAGGUCGUUCCAGCCACUGCUGCGCCCGUGGCUGCUACGCCACCGGCAGCGCCUGGGACUGGGCCCGCUGUGGUGGGUAUGGAGACGUCUACAGAGGCAGACAUCAAGCCGGGAGCAGGUGCCACACUCCCGGUGACACCGGCUGUGCCUGCGCUCCCGCCGCAGGCCACCGAGCCGCAUACCCGGACCACGGGCGUCCGGUCCAUGCUGCUCUCGGUCUUUGUCAAGCACGGCUGCCGAGGCUUGCUGUUUGACAACAUUGUGGAGGACGUGCGCAAUUUGCGCAAGCGGCAUCUGCCGCGUGAUCUCAACGCGGCCGAGCUGCGGGCACUUGUGUUGGGCGAGCUCGGCUCGUCGCCGUGCUUUGAGCUUGUGGCCUCGGCGUGGCAGCUUUCCAAGGAGACGCUGGCGUCGCUGCCGGUGCUCGGGCGCGAGGCGGCGACGGCGCGGCAUCCGACCAAGGCCGCGAUCCAUUACCAGCAGAUUGUGGACAACGAUGACGCGCCGCACUUUGUGGAUCGCUCGCUGAGGGUCUCGUUUCGGUUUGCGUCGCUUCCGUCGCGGUCGCACGCGGUGCGGUCCGAGCCGGAGCGCGCCGCCGAGAUUGCUGAGGAGAUGGCGAAGCGGUACGUGCAUCUCGCGGACAAGCAGAAGCUCAAGCCGCCCAAGGUCUCGGCGGCCAAGGACCGUGGCCCGCAGCAUGUCAAGCCGACGAUGGCCGGCAAGUCGUCUAUUCCGCUCUCGCAACAGCUGCGCAAGAUGAACCGCGAAGAGAUUGACGAGAUGUUGACCUCGUCGUCGUCGCUGUUGGUGGGCGCCGAUCUCUCGCGAGUCCUUAACUAUGAAGCGUUUAUGCGGCUCAAGGCUCGCGAUCGUGUGCGCUUGCUCAAGCUCAUGCCAGAGGGCGUGCCCGAGUCUGUCGGCACCGACGCCAAGAGCUACCCGAGCGACGUCACCUUUACCCGCGCCGUCCGCGCCCUCUUCAACCAGUCGUCGCCCAUGAUGCAGUGCGCUCGCUCGUGGCAGACUUCGCUCGCCUACGGGCAGAACGACCCGUCGUUUGAGGCCAUUCGCCUCAUGGGCAAGCGCAAGCGUUCACGCAACCUCGACGCAGACGCGCUCCGCGAGAACGCCGAGCGCCUCAAGGCCAUGCAGGCUUCGUUUGUGGAGGCCAAGGCCGCGUCGGCGUCGGCAUCGGUGUCGACCGCCCCGUCACCCACCCUGCCUGUCGUUGCUGCUUCGGCGACUCCUGCCGCGUCCACCACUCCCGCCGCCAACCCGACGCCUGAGCCCAUGGACGUCGCCGCGCCCUCUUCGGCGCCUGCUCCGCCAGCCGACACUUCGCCCACUGACAUGGAUGUCGUCCCAGAGACCGCAGCAUAA
Molecule: messenger RNA, 1392 nt
Organism: Thecamonas trahens ATCC 50062
Lineage: Eukaryota; Apusomonadida; Apusomonadidae
Exons: 2
Coding region: 1-1392 (463 amino acids)
Source: RefSeq, a predicted model, not a curated record